AUGACUACCGCCGCCUCCGAGAAGCCGACCUCGAUCUCAGAGGUCGAGGCGCACCACCCGAAGCAUGAACCCAUUCAAGAUGUGGUCGAAAAGGUCGAAUACGACAGGGGGGGUGCAAUCGAUGCUGAAACUAGUGAGCACAGGAUGGGGGUGCUUGAGGCCGUCCGAGCCUAUCCCGCGGCCAGCUGGUGGGCUUUUGUCAUGUCGGCCACUAUCAUCAUGGAGUCAUACUGCGUCUUCCUGAUGGGAAAUUUCAUCGCCACGGCCAAGUUUGCCGAAAACUACGGCAAAUACAACGAUGACAAGGGGAAAUGGUACAUCACAGCUCCCUGGCAGUCAGCAUUUCAGUGCGGUGGACCAGUCGGUGCAUUCAUCGGCGUGUUCCUGGCAGGUCCCAUUACUAGCUGGAUCGGAUACCGCUGGGCGACCAUUGGCGGUCUCAUGGCCUUGAAUGCCUUCAUCUUUGUCUUCUAUUUCGGCAAUUCGUUGGGAGUGUUGUUGCUGUCCCAGCUUCUCGAAGGCAUUCCCUGGGGCGUAUUCAUUGCGAAUGCCCCCGCCUACUGCAGUGAGAUAGUGCCCCUGAGAUUGAGAGCUCCGGCGACACAAAUGCUGCAGAUGUUUUGGGCCAUUGGUUCGAUCAUUGUCGGUGGCAUCACCUAUCACUACCAAUCCAAGGACAGCGACCAGGCGUACAGAGUUCCCAUCGCCCUUCAAUGGAUGUUCCCGACGCCUCUUGCCAUCCUUCUCUACCUGGCACCCGAAUCACCGUGGUGGCUGGUGCGAAAGGGCCGUCUCGCGGAGGCAGAGAAGUCCGUCAGACGCCUCGGACGUUCGAGUGCGACCGACAGCCCUGCCGACACAGUUGCCAUGAUGCGUCGCACGAUCGAUCUUGAGAAGUCCGUGAAGAAACCAACACUCAUCGAAUUGUGGAAAGGAACCGACCGCUACCGCACACUCAUCGUGUGUGGUGUUUACGCUUCUCAAAAUCUGACAGGUAAUUUGAUCGCCAACCAGGCGGUCUAUUUCUUCCAGCAGGCCGGCAUGUCCGACAAUACUGCAUUCGCUCUAGGUCUCAUCACCUCAGCUCUCCAGUGGAUCAUGGUCAUGCUCUCUUGGGUCCUCACGACCUACCUCGGCCGACGAACGAUCUACGUCUGGGGUUCUUUCAUCAACUGUGCAUUUUUGGUCGCUCUCGGCAUCGCCGCUUCUGUCGGUGGUGGCAAUGCUGCUAAGAAUGCACAGGCGUCACUAGGAUUGAUAGUCUCUGUCCUGUUCUGCUUGGGACCUGCCCCGGCCUCAUGGGUCAUUAUCGGAGAGACAUCUUCCAUCCGUCUCAGGCCAUUGACCACUGGUGUCGGACGUGGUGCCUAUUAUGCGGUCAACAUCCCUUGCAUCUUCCUGGCUAGCUACAUGCUCAACCCGGACCAAGCAAACCUCGGUGGCAAGUGCGGCUACGUCUGGGCUGGAACUGCAUUUGUUUGCACAGUCAUGGCUUGGAUCUGGAUUCCAGAAAUGAAGCACCGAUCUUAUCGCGAGAUUGACAUUUUGUUCAAACGUCGUGUUCAGGCUCGGAAGUGGAAGAAGACUGUCGUCGAUAUCAACGACGACGAGUAG
Molecule: messenger RNA, 1614 nt
Organism: Exophiala spinifera
Lineage: Eukaryota; Fungi; Ascomycota; Eurotiomycetes; Chaetothyriales; Herpotrichiellaceae
Exons: 4
Coding region: 1-1614 (537 amino acids)
Biological process (GO): carbohydrate transport; transmembrane transport
Cellular component (GO): membrane
Molecular function (GO): carbohydrate:proton symporter activity
Source: RefSeq, a predicted model, not a curated record